Molecule: messenger RNA, 4340 nt
Organism: Pezoporus flaviventris
Lineage: Eukaryota; Metazoa; Chordata; Aves; Psittaciformes; Psittacidae
Gene: SNORC
Product: secondary ossification center associated regulator of chondrocyte maturation
Exons: 3
Coding region: 3944-4309 (121 amino acids)
Biological process (GO): cartilage development
Cellular component (GO): cell periphery
Source: RefSeq, a predicted model, not a curated record
GAAAAGGAGCAACUUGUCAGUUUCUCAGUGGAAAUACAGAAAUGCAAGCAGGGAAAAAUGUGCAAUGAUAAUCUGUCGAACCCUGAGAACCUUACUCGCCUUCUGAGAGCUGGUAGAUAAUGGACCAGUGGGGAAGAUGUUGGUUUUAAUACUUAAAUAUUCUGGCUCCUGUAUUUAGUACAAAGGUAAGAUGAUGGCAUGUUCAGAUUCUAUGCUCAGGUGACUGACUGCCCUGUCACCUUCUGUAACAAACUGGGCCUGUUUCUGUAGCCACAGUCAUUUGGAUCAGUAGGGAUGGAAAAAAUAGGAGCUACAGCUUUGUGUCUGCUGCUGAAUAUACAUUUAUGUACUUCCCAGCUCCUUUUCAGAUGGAGUGUGAACCUGGAAAGCUAACAGGGCUUUGAUCCAAGUUUGGCAGAUAAUGUUGACCGUAAUGCUAGAGAUCUGAGGUUGGUAUUGAUCACGUUUCACCAUGUUCCUUCCUAACUUACCAUUUCACUGCAGGGUCAGUGCUCUGUCCUCUGUUUUUCCUGCUUCCUCUCACAGCCAGGCACUAAUGCAAAGAACUGCAGCAAGCAGGAUGAUUUAACAGGACACCUGAACUGUAUCUGGCUGCCUGUCUAAGCCAAAAAGCAGAGAUCUCGUAGCAGAAACAUCUGAAUCUAAAAUUUAAGACAAAACUACUCAUGUUUUCAGAGCAUAAAGAACUGAUAUGAGGGUAUUUUCGUACUUUAUUACAUCUUUUUCUGAAGGAACCCAUGAAGCAUCUAAUCUUCAUAUCAACUUUAAAAAAUGCUAACGAAAUUCUUCUGAUAAUGAACCAGAGCGUUCCCCUUUUGAUACACUUCAUCCUUUCCCAAACCUCUUUUGGUGCAAAUGUGAUUUGAAACAAACCUCAGUUCUCUUUGCUAUGAAGUUCUUACUUGGAGGGGAAGGCUGGGGUGGCAGAGGGUUGCAGGAGGAGGUGGUGUCCAUGAGGUUUGGAUCUGAGGAGGAUGCUCGCCUUCCUUGACAAGGGCAACUCUCUUGGAAGACUUACCAGGUUUUAACAGGCAGUUCUGCCUGUGAAGACCACACACUGCUCCUAGUCCACCGCUGUAAGUAUACACUCAGAAAACAAGGAUGCCAUGGAGCUGCUCUGGCUGCAUUUCAGAGCAUUUUAGUCUCAAAAGAUUGAGGCCCUUGUUUCUUUGCUGCACCCACCCUUGAAAGACCACUGCCACCCCUGCACACUGAGAGGAGAGCAAAGCCCUCCAGUGGUCAGCUUGGUUUUGGGGUUAGCUCCCCCAAUGGCUCCUUGUGUCUGGCCGUGGGAUGCCUGGCCAGAGGGAAGGCAUUUCAGGAGCAUCCCUAUGUCCACUGAGAAGGACUUGCCAAGAACAGCUCCUGUGUGCACUGGCCUGGCAGGGUGACUGAUGCCUAAUGGCUGGGCUGCCUAUGGGGUUUUAGGCACAACUUAGAGGGUGGAGCUGCCUUCAGGAGGAGGUGUGCUCCACAAGCCGGAGCGAGUGAGUCUCUGCUGGGGUUUGCACACACUCCAUCCACUUGCUGUUGUGAAGUAAAUUCUUUAUUUUUUAAUCUUUUAAAUCUUUCUUAACCUGGCUGGACAAAAUUUUAUUGCACCAGUGAAAUUCCCAAGUUGUUUCAUACUUCGAAGAGUUUUAAGAAUUUCUGGUGACGCUUUUCCCGAGGGAAGCCAUGCCCUACCACAGAGUCCUUCGCCUGGUCCUGCUAAUGCUGUGUGGCAUCCUGGUCCCUGCUGUGCUGGCAGGUAAGGAGUUUUGUUUGCAUUUCAAGCACAAAAGCAUGGGUGGUCUUUUACUAACCUGCCUGCCUCUCCUCUAUUGCAUACCUCCUCUCCCUCCUCUAAAAAAAUCUGGUUUUAUUGAGUUAUAAUUAAUGGAAACUAGUUUUGGGAUCACUUGUGGUGAGAAUGUGUUCACCACCCUGAGACGAAGCUGCUGCUGGGGAGAACAUAAUUUGUAAUUUUUCCUAAGCAGAAGAGCAGUAGCACCUACGUGAGCGUUAGUGGCAGUAGUAGAUCAGGACAUGUAGAUGGAAAGUUCUCAGCAGCUGAUGGGAUAGCUUGUUUGUUAGCUUCUAAUGGCAGGAAGAAGCUACAGUGAUGAAAAGGAACACUUUUCUCUGGCUAAAGCAUAUGUGCCAGUUUUUGGUUCCUUCUAUGCUUCCUGCUACAGCAGAGCACAACUGCUGCUGUAAGUAGAAGUGGGAAAGUGUCUAUGAAUACUCAGCUUGGUUGAAAGCUGAGGUGUGCAUCUAAAUGGAAUUUGUCUGGAGCUGGAUGUGCUGGGGCAGGUGGCAGUGCUGGGAAGUGUGUAUGUGGCUCUGACUCAAGUUCAGUGAGGUGAUGGGAACAGGAAUAGGUGAGACACUGAUUCUGUAAGGCACUGUUUUUUAAGGAGAUGACUAGUAAUUCCAGCCUUAUCUGCUCCUGCCUUCGGAAACUCAUGAGGAGCUGCUUCCCUCAAAGCCUCUUUCUUUAAGUGGGGGUGAGGCUGAAGGAACCACUCAGGCAAAGAAAAUAGGCAAGAGCACAGUGCUUGUUUUCCUGAAUUCUCAUCCUGCCUUCCAAGAUCUGGAGCAAAGCUGGAUCACAGUCCCCUCCCAAUUUAUGAGCAUCUUGCCCAGCAGGGAGAUCCUGACCAGCCAUCCGUUUCUUAUUAAAGGAGCUUUCACGUGACUAGGGGAAUUUAUCACUGCACCUAGCUUGGUACAUGAACAGAAUUACUGUGGCUGAUAUCCCCCACAGAUCCUUCCCUUCUAGGAUGCCUUCUUGCUAGGAAACCUUUAAAAUAACCAAGAAAUGAGCACUAAGAAGUGAUGUUUUCGCUGUCUAAACCCCAAGCUUUUAUGUCUGUAUAGUGGAACAUUAAUUGCUGAAGCACAGUUUGUUUGUAGCUUGCUUGUGCUCCCAGAAGCAGUGUCAGUGCUCCUCCCCAAAACCAGAUAAGGUCUUAACUGGUAACAGUACUUCACUGCAGAAAGUGAUUCAUUCCCAUGAAAACUUCACCUGCUUCCUUCCUGAGCUAGGAUUCCUUUUACACUGUUUUGUUUCCAGUAUUUGGUAUGUAUUUGCUCUGCCCCUGGCCUUGCCAGCUUUCCUAUGUAUUCGCCCUCGGCUCAGCAUCACAGCCAUAGUCUGUAGCUGUCAUUGCCUCUGUGUGUCACUUUGCUCCUGUGAAAUACUCCACAUUCACUUCAUUCCUUUCCUGGGUGAGUCACACGUGUGCAGCAAGGCCAGUAGCUCUCGAAGAGCUUUGUACUGAUGAAUGCAGCAUUUGGAUCCUGGAGUGCAGGAGAGUCUCCAUGCUUCCUUUGUGGCAUUUUAGAGGCUAGAGGCCUUUAAGAAGUUUGUUCUCUACUACCUCAAAGCAGGACAUGAGGGACCAGCAUGUACAGUAAGCCAUCCCAGGAGCACAAUGAUUUUCUGCUGCAUUGGAAGUGAAGUUACCUGCCCCCAAAAUGGGGCUUUUAGUGCACAGUGGAGUUUUUUCUGCUUUUCACCCCAUUAGCAAAGGAAAUUUCCUGCCUUGGGCAGACAAAGAAGGGAAGGGCAUGCAGACAGCCCUCUGCUCUCCUGCGUACACAUGCAGCCCUGCCUUUCUGUAAACAAGUUUAUUUAACAUUCAUCAGAACCGCAGCGCUCUGCGCUGCUCCACACUCCAGCUCCGGCUUUCGCACAUCACAGGCUGCCCUUUGUGCUCCCCAUGAAGGCCUCUUUUCAUCCUUGCCCUGGCCCUGUGCCCGCUGGAGCCACCUGGGGCUGGACAGCCCAUUGCUGGCCUCAGGGUUCACCCAGCCUCUGCCCUCCCAUCUCGGCACCUUGUGCCUUCCAUGGCAAAGCCCUCCAUGGGGGGCAGGAGCAGAAUCUGCCUUGGAGGGAGCUGUAGCUGAUGCCAACCUUGCAGACCCCACGUCUGGAAUGAGUCUUCCCAUCUUCAUUGGGCUUAAUUUUAUCACAGUGGGGUCUUGGAGCUACCUGGUACCAGAAGCCUUGUCAGAGCACCUGCAGGGCCCAGUACCCACCCUCUGGAACGAGCCUCCUGAGCUGCCCUCUGGAGCUGGCCCCAUGGACACCACCACAGCCCGGCUCUCGGAUGCCACAGCCUUCCCCGUGUACACGUCUGAGCUGGAGCCUGAGGACACCACUCACCUGCACCGGCUGGAUGCUGGGAAUGGGUCACUGGGACCUGGAGCUAUUGGUGCCAUUGUCAUCGCCUCCCUCCUGGGCACCUCUGUGCUUGUGGCCUUGGUCAUCAUCACGCUGAGAAAGUUCUCUGCCUCCUGAACUCAAUAAAAGGUUUCUCUGUAACACACCA